Fusarium vanettenii 77-13-4 is the source of this 705-nucleotide messenger RNA. RefSeq lists its product as uncharacterized. Gene Ontology annotation, molecular function: nicotinamide-nucleotide adenylyltransferase activity; ATP hydrolysis activity. Gene Ontology annotation, cellular component: cytoplasm; nucleus. The annotation marks the transcript as partial. The transcript has a single exon. The record is from RefSeq and is a predicted model, not a curated record. NCBI's taxonomy places the organism in Eukaryota, Fungi, Ascomycota, Sordariomycetes, Hypocreales, Nectriaceae.
AUGCCCCUCCCACAUCCCAAUUCCCUCGUCCCCGCCUUCUCCCGGGCUCUCACGUCCUUCCAGUCUUCGUCGGAUGCCCUCCGCAUCCUCUGCACUCUGCCCCACGUCUCCAACACCCCCGCGCCGCGCCGGCCGUCCCACCCGGUCCGGGACCUCAUCAUCCUCGACUCGAGCUUCAACCCGCCCACGCUCGCGCAUGCGGGCAUGGCGCGGUCUGCGCUGCGGGCCCACGGCAGCAGCAGACUCAUGCUUCUACUUUCUGUUAACAAUGCGGAUAAGGCGCCCAAGCCGGCGAGUUUUCCGAUCAGAUUGGGCAUGAUGGAGGCUUUGGGGAGAGAGUUGGUUAGUGAGGUUGAGGGGUUGGAGGUUGAUGUUGCAGUCACUACGAUGCCGUUUUUCCACGACAAGGCGAGGGCGAUUGUUCAGUCAGGGUUCUACGGGGAGGUGACACAGACGUUUCUCGCUGGGUUCGACACGCUGGUUCGCAUAUUCAACCCAAAGUACUACGGCGAAGGAGGAAUGCGACUUGCGCUAGGACCGUUCUUUGACACUGCGAAAGUGAGGGUGACUACAAGACCGGAUGUGACGUGGGGAGGUGUUGAAGAGCAGAGGGCUUGGUUGACGCAUGCGAAGCUGGGAGAGGUUGGGGGUGAUGAUGCGUGGGUUGGGAGGGUUGAGAUUGUGGAGGGUGAUAAGGGUGGUGAA